Hyalella azteca is the source of this 3735-nucleotide messenger RNA. It is a transcript of the gene tam, whose product is annotated as DNA polymerase subunit gamma-1. The transcript has 9 exons. NCBI's taxonomy places the organism in Eukaryota, Metazoa, Arthropoda, Malacostraca, Amphipoda, Hyalellidae. Gene Ontology annotation, biological process: mitochondrial DNA replication. Bases 207 to 3716 code for a protein of 1169 amino acids. Gene Ontology annotation, molecular function: 3'-5' exonuclease activity; DNA binding; DNA-directed DNA polymerase activity. The record is from RefSeq and is a predicted model, not a curated record. Gene Ontology annotation, cellular component: mitochondrion; gamma DNA polymerase complex.
UUUACCCCACCAGUCUCUUAUUACACCAUUUGACAGUAUAUAAUAUUUCCUGUGCAAGUUUCAUUAUUGCUCAUUCUAAUUAGUAACAUUGCUGUAUUACUCCUAUUUCAGAUCAAGGCUUUGAUAUUCAUUGAUUGUCAGAAGGAUUUAUUGGCUUAUACAUUGCUUAGCCUUUAUCUUAAACUAAUUCAGUAAAUAACUCAACAAUGUUGAAACUAGGAAAUUCUUAUCAUAUGUGGAAAAAUAUGAAAAUUACAAGAGGGCAUGUGAGUUUCUGCUCUGAGUUUUGUAUUGACUCUAGUUUUUAUUUUGGGAUAAUUUCUAGAAAGGUACAUCUGGCAUCAGUGGACAAAGAACAGCAGUAUGCCCCAAAAACUCUCAAUUCUAAAUCCAUUGAUGAAGUUGAUUCUGAAAGAAGACACAAUUCUAUUGGCAUACAAAUGCUAUCAAAGAACCUUUUUGAGCAAAUUUUCAAUAAUUCUUGUUCUUCCACAUCAGAAGAAACUGAUGAGGCUGACCUGUCUCAAUGCAUCCAACAUUUGACAGCACAGAAGUUGUGGGGUAAGAAGAAUACUGAAAAUCAAGAUGUUGUUCUUAAGCUUCCAAAACUUUUGGGUGAUGAUUUAAACUCCCACUUUGUAAGUAUUGCAACUGAGCAAGUAAAGCCAUAUAAAGAACUCUUACACAAAUUAACUCGCCAAAAGCUACCUAAAGCUCCUGUAAAAUUCUCUUUUUCUCAAGGGUGGACAAAGUAUUACCCAGAUGGGUCAAGUAUCAGUGUUGAUGCACCAGAAUGUGAUGCUUUUGUCUUUGAUGUGGAGGUGUGUGUUAAUAAUGGCAACCAACCAACACUGGCUUCAGCAGUUUCUGACAAGUAUUGGUAUUCAUGGUGCAGCCAUGAACUUAUUAAUUCAAAUAAUAGCAACAUGAAAAGCUCAAAAUUCCUUUCUUCUGCCUCUGUUGUUGAUAACGAAAGGAAGAUCUUAAAUUAUAACUCAGAAGUGUCAGAAGAAAAUGAGGAAUGUUCAGAUGAAAUGACUGCUCCACAGACUAAGGGCUGUGAGUUGAAGUUGGAUGACCUGAUUCCAUUUGGAGGAAGUAACCCAUCAAGAAGUGAUAACCAAAAACCUAGAAUUAUUGUUGGCCAUAAUGUUAGCUAUGAUAGAAUUAGGAUUAGAGAACAGUAUCAUGUACCUGAUUAUCCUUUAAGGUUUGUUGAUACCAUGUCCCUUCAUAUUGCUGUGAGUGGACUAGUCCAAGAGCAACGUGCUAUGAUAAUGAAGAACAGUGUUGCAACAAAGAAAGUCCACCUGCCCUGGAUGUCUGUAGGCACUGUCAAUAAUUUAAAUGAUGUUUACAAAUUUUAUUGUAAGAAAAAAGAACUAAAGAAAUCUACAAGAGAUGUCUUUGUUAAAGGAACAUUGGAUGACAUUCGAGAAGAUUUUCAAAAUUUGAUGGCCUACUGUGCUUUGGAUGUACAAGCCACCCAUGAAGUUUUGAUCAACCUACUACCACUUUUUUAUGAACGCUGUCCUCAUCCUGUUAGUUUUGCUGGCAUGCUUGAGAUGGGGUCUAGUUACUUACCUAUUAAUCAGUCAUGGAAUAAGUAUAUAGAAAAUGCUGAUAAACAGUAUUUUAUUAUGCAAACAGCAUUAACUAAAAAACUUGGUGAAAGAGCUGUAGAUGCUCUGAAACUCAGGGAUGGAAAAUAUAAAAAAGAUCCUUGGCUCUGGAACUUAGAUUGGACUGUUAUGACCAAGUUGAAGAAAAAAGGCAAAAGUACUCCCAACUGGUAUGUCAAGCUCUGUAAAACCUCUGGAGACAGAGAAGGAACUCCAGAGCCAGGCAACAUGAGCACAAGUCUCAGAGUUGUACCCAAACUUCUUCGAUUGACCUGGAAAGGGUAUCCCCUCCAUCAUGAAAAGGACUAUGGCUGGGGCUACCUAAGGCCUAAGUAUGCUUCAUACAAGCAUUACCUGGCAGCUAUUGAUGAGCUAGAAAACAACUCUUCUCAAAGCGAUGAAAAUUUGUCUGAAAUAGAAUUUCCUUAUGAAGAAUUCUACAAUGUUUGUCCUGUAAAGACACCUAUUCCAGGUGGAAGUGUAAUUGAUGAACUCCUAGAAACUCAGGAAGACUGGGAACAGCUUCUUUAUGGUACUCCUCGUGGUACAAAGCUGAAAAUUUCUGCCAAGAGCAAAAGCUUGGAAGUCUCAGAAGAUCACCCAAUUGAUAUUGGAAUUAAUGGUGUAGAGUUCAUCAGACUUCCUCACAAAAAUGGACCUGGUCACAAUGUUGGAAAUCCUUUAGCAAAAGACUUCUUGAACAAAAUUGAAGAUGGUACAUUGAGUAGUCAAAUAAAAGAAGUAGCUGAGCUUGUGCUGAGAACUACAAAAAGCAUUUCUUAUUGGAGGAAUGCUAGAGACCGAAUUCUUAAUCAAAACACAGUUUGGCUUGACAAUAACCAUCUUCCAGAAUGCUCACUUUCAUCCGAUGAAUUUAAUCCAGAGGCAAAGUAUGGAGCUGUCUUGCCUCAGGUUGUUGUGUGUGGCACUGUUACACGUAGAGCAGUUGAGAAGACCUGGCUAACUGCUAGCAAUGCUCGAGCUGACAGAAUUGGUUCUGAACUCAAGGCAAUGAUUACAGCUCCUCCUGGCUAUCACUUUGUUGGUGCUGAUGUCGACUCACAGGAACUCUGGAUUGCUGCACUUCUUGGGGACUCAUAUUUCUCAGGAGUACAUGGCAGCACAGCAAUGUCAUGGAUGACCCUGCAAGGCACCAAGUCUGAAGGCACCGACCUACACAGCAAGACUGCCAUCACUGCACACAUCACCAGAGAUCAGGCUAAGGUGAUCAACUAUGGCCGCAUCUACGGGGCAGGACUGAAGUUCUUGCAAACUCUCCUCAUGCAGUUCAACCCAUCCUUGACCCCAAGCAUAGCCAGGCAACGAGCAGAGGACAUCAUGGCUGCCACCAAAGGCGAGAAGGGAUGGCGACUCAAUGAUGAAGCUCGUCAAACAGUGUUAACGCUGUUGGGUGAAGACGUCCGAGAUAAAGCCUUCUCUAAGAAGGAGAUCAAUGCAUUACUUCGUCGUCUAAUGAAAGAACAUCAGCACUACGCAAGCUUUGCAAACAUCACGCAGAGUCCUGCGGUGUGGACUAACGGCUCAGAGUCGUUCACAUUCAAUUGCCUGGAAGACAUCGUGCGGCGCGAACGUCCCGUGUCGCCGGUGCUGGGUGCCGCUAUUUCCAAGCCUUUGGAACCCUACUACGCCGGCAACCAGUACAUGACCAGCAGGAUGAACUGGGUCGUACAAAGCUCAGCGGUUGAUUACCUGCACCUGAUGACCGUGUGCAUGAAAUGGUUGGCUCAACGCUACAACAUCAACAUGCGUUUCAGCAUCAGCAUACAUGAUGAGGUACGCUAUCUUGUGGCAAGUGAGGAUCGCUACAGAGCAGCUCUUGCCCUACAGAUAACCAAUCUCCUCACGAGAUGUCUCUUCGCUCUCAGGGUUGGGAUGCCGGACCUACCUCUUGCAGUGGCCUUCUUCAGUUCGGUUGACAUUGAUAAAGUACUUCGGAAAGAUCCUUUAGAUUCGUGCGUCACUCCCUCUAAUCCUGACGGUUUGGAAAAAACCUAUGGUAUAAAGCCUGGCGAGGCUCUAACGAUCUACCAGCUUUUGAAAAUUAUUAGAAGCCUUGGCGAUGAAGAGAGAUGAUAAAGUGUACACCUAUCAA